GCCGGUUCAGGGAUUGACUUCUCUCUUUACACAACACUGCAAUUCUUCUUCUUCUUCUUCUUCUUCUCUCUCUCUCUCUCCCUCUCUCUCUCUCUCUCUCUCUCUCUAAAUAGUUUGGUGCUUCUAUUGUUUGCUGAGGCAAGGGUAUUUUCAUUUAUCGAAUUCGAAGCUUCAAAGUAGGAACUACGUAUAGAUCUUUACAUCGGGUGUACAUGUAUGUAUGUAUAGAGUGAGAGGAAAUGCCUUUUUGCAAGAUAAUUUGUUGCGGCAGGGGUUCGAAUAGGAAAGAACAUGGGCAGAAGCAAGUGACAUGGAGGAUCUUUUCUUUAAAGGAAUUGCAUUCUGCCACAAAUAAUUUCAAUUACGACAACAAGCUCGGAGAAGGUGGAUUUGGUAGUGUCUAUUGGGGUCAGCUAUGGGAUGGAUCACAAAUUGCAGUGAAAAGGUUGAAGGUCAGGAGCAACAAAGCAGACAUGGAAUUCGCAGUUGAGGUUGAGAUACUGGCACUAGUACGGCAUAAGAAUCUGCUAAGUUUACGUGGCUAUUGUGCAGAAGGGCAAGAGCGUAUAAUUGUUUACGAAUACAUGCCUAACCUGAGCUUGCAUUCUCAUCUCCAUGGGCAACACUCGGCUGAAUGCCUUCUUGAUUGGAAUCGGCGAAUGAAUAUAGCUAUUGGAUCAGCCGAGGGAAUUGCCUACCUUCACCACCAUGCGACCCCACAUGUAAUCCACCGAGACAUAAAGGGAAGCAAUGUGUUGCUAGAUUCAGAUUUCAACGCCCAGGUUGCUGACUUUGGAUUCGCGAAGCUAAUACCCGAUGGUGCAACGCAUGUGACCACCAGAGUUAUGGGCACCCUUGGCUACCUCGCCCCAGAAUAUGCAAUGCUAGGAAAGGCAUCAGAGAGUUGUGAUGUCUACAGCUUUGGAAUUCUUCUUCUUGAGCUUGCCAGUGGGAAGAAACCCCUUGAAAAGCUCAGUGCCUCAACAAAGGAGCUUGUUGGCGGGAAGAUGCGAACGCUCGGUGCAACAAUGAAGCGCACAAUCACCGAUUGGGCUCUGCCGUUAGUGUGUGAGAAGAAGUUUGGAGAAAUUGUAGACCCACGACUGAAUGGUAACUUUGUGGAGGAAGAGUUGAAAAGGGUAGUCUUCAUUGCACUGAUGUGUGCCCAAAGUCGACCAGAGAGGAGGCCCUCCAUGCUUGAGGUGGUGGAGCUUCUGAAGGGAGUCUCAAAAGAUAAGCUUUCUUUUCUGGAAAAUGAUGAAUUAUUUAGAAGUCCAAUGCCAGCAGAUUGUAACGAUUGUUCGGGUGUGGACGAUGGGUCUGACUUUAUUUCCGAGGAGAAAGAACCGAAACAAGAAGUGAAAGAGGUGGAAGGUGAUACCGGAAAGUGACAAGGAAGGUUAAGGUACGGGAUGUGAUUUUAGUGCACAUAGUGUUUAUUGGAAUAGUUGAGGCUUUUCAUGUUUGGGCAGGUUUAAAAGAAUGGCGAAAGUUGUGUCCGCUGCCUCUACUGAAUUGGUAUCAUGGUUUGUUUGUUGCUGUAUUCGUGUGUGAAUGUCCGUUAUUAUCUUUUACUCCUUCUGUUGUUUGAGAAAGCGUGAACCGAGACCAAAGCUGUAUUAGUGGUUAUCUAGGUCUCCGUGUUUUGAUUCAGAUUUAACAUGUAUUUUUAGGCGAUUUGGCAACAUGAACAAGAUGGUCAUGUAUUGAGAUGAACUAUUCAAUACAACAUGUAUAAUGUGGUGUUUGCUUGUUCAUUA
Molecule: messenger RNA, 1760 nt
Organism: Rhododendron vialii
Lineage: Eukaryota; Viridiplantae; Streptophyta; Magnoliopsida; Ericales; Ericaceae
Product: PTI1-like tyrosine-protein kinase At3g15890
Exons: 4
Coding region: 240-1391 (383 amino acids)
Biological process (GO): protein phosphorylation
Molecular function (GO): protein kinase activity; ATP binding
Source: RefSeq, a predicted model, not a curated record